Cladocopium goreaui is the source of this 2438-nucleotide messenger RNA. NCBI's taxonomy places the organism in Eukaryota, Dinophyceae, Suessiales, Symbiodiniaceae. The record is from the annotation of a GenBank genome assembly.
GCCAACCUUGGCAUCAAUCCUUGGCAAUGGUUUCUGCGGGUGCGGGCCACACAGUGCUUCUUAGAAGUGAUGGCAGUGUCAUUACCUGCGGACAUUGUGAUCAUGAAACCAAUUAUUUUUGCACCGUUCCCAGCAUCCCACCUUUAGAGGAAGGAUUGCAGUACGUCCAGGUUUCCGCUGGCUUUCGUCACGUGGUGCUUCUCAGAAGUGAUGGCUGUGCUGUGGCCUUUGGAAUCAACGGAAAUGGGCAACGCAACACUCCACGCUUGGGGGAAAAAGAGUCAUACACACAGGUGUCAGCGGGCCAGUUUCACACAGUGCUUCUCCGAAGUGAUGGCACUGCUGUGGCUUGCGGAAGCAAUUCUGAUGAAAAAUGCAGCAUCCCCCCGUUGCAGAAGGGUGUGUGGUACACUCAGGUUUCUGCAGGUGGAAGUCACACAGUGCUGAUACGAAGUGAUGGCUGUGCUGUGGCUUGUGGAAGAAAUCAUGAACAGCAAUGCGACAUCCCGUCAUUGGAUCCUGGACUCUUCUACACACAGGUCUCUGCGGGCAAGUCUCACACAGUGCUUCUCCGAAUUGAUGGCACUGCAGUGGCUUGUGGGGAAAAUGAUGAUGGCCAAUGCAACAUUCCAUCUUUGCCUGAAGGAAUAUCCUACACCCAAAUUUCUGCAGGUGGGAAUCAUACGGUGCUUCUCCGAAGUGAUGGCAGCGUUGUUGCGUGCGGAUUUAAUUUUGAUGGACAAUGCAACAUUCCGCCCUUGGAUGUUGGAAUCUCAUACACCCAGAUUUCUGCUGGCGGAUUCUAUACGGUGCUACUGCGAAGUGACGGCAUGGCUAUGGCUUGCGGCACGAAUGACCAUGGACAAUGCGAUAUUCCACCUUUGGAGAAUGGAAUGUUGUAUACGCAGCUUUCUGCAGGGGGAAGCUUUGCAUGUCAUACUGUGCUGCUCAGAAGUGAUGGUUGUGCUGUUGCUUGUGGAAGAAAUGAUGCGGGACAGUGCAAUAUGCCAGAGUUGGAAAAAGGAGAAAGCUACACGCAGGUUUCUGCCGGCGGCUUUUAUACAGUUCUGCUUCGAAGCAAUGGGACUGCUGUUGCUUGUGGCAACACUGCCCACGGACAACGUGACAUUCCGCCUUUGGAGGAAGGAGUGUCGUACAUUCAGGUUUCUGCAGGUGGGUAUCAUACAGUGCUUCUCCGAAGUGAUGGUGCUGCCAUAGCUUGUGGACUGAAUCGACAUGGACGAUGCAAUGUUCCACCUUUGUAUGAAGGAAUGUCGUACACCCAAGUUUCUGCAGGCUUGGACCAUACAGUCCUUCUCCGAAGUGAUGGUAGUGCUGUCGCUUUCGGAAGCAACGAGAAUGCUCAAUGCGACAUUCCACCGUUGGAUGAUGGCAUGUCAUACACCCAGGUUUCUGCAGGUGAGAGUCACAGCGUGCUCCUCCGAAGUGAUGGCUCGGUCGUUGCCUGUGGCUGCAAUGAUUUUCGCAAAUGCCGAAUUCCAUCUCCAGCUGCUGGGACCUGCUACAUCAGCGAUCAACGGCCCUUGGGCCGAGAUCUUGUUCUGCAAAUGGAUGUCCUUUGUCAGGAUGAUGUAGAUGAUGUAGUCCUAACCUGCUCCAACCUGGCAGGUGUCAAGGUCUUCCGAUUGACUGCACCUGGCUCCGAUUUGGCCAGAGAAAUUCACCAACGCAUUGCGCACGAAAUGAACGUCCAACUCCAAAGUCUUCGAGUCGUUUUGCACGACGGACGGCUGCUUUCCUCGGUGUGUACAAAUCCAAUGGCCACGGUGGCGGAUUUAGUUGUACAUAGAAAAGUCCUGAAAGAACGCAUGGUGGACUUCUCUCCAGUGGAACGCUUUGUUCGCGUCACUGCCAUUGCUGUCUUCGCAAGAGAGGUGCGGAAGACACAGAUGAGGAAUAGAACGCGUGAGGAGCAACACAACUGUGGAGAGAAAGCAAAGAGCGCAGUCUUCCAGUUGGAGGAGAAUGUGCUCAGCCAGGAGUGGCAUGAUUCGCGGUACCAUGCCGCGAUAGAGGCAGGAGUCAACCAUUCGGCGCUUCGGCCUGCAUUCGGGCUGCUGGGCCGGAACAUCACCUGGGACAAGUUGGUUAAGAGCUACCAGCACACAGGCUUGGGCGCAAGAAAAGAAAAAGAGAAGAGCGACUUUGCAUCGGAAGAAAAGUGGUUUCUGGUCUUUUUAAGUGGCCGAGCAUCAGCUACCAACUGGUUUGAGGCUGCUUUGGCCAACAGCCGACACUUAGAGAAGGCGCCAGAUGUCAUCAGUGGCUAUGAUGAUCUGUGGAACGCCCUGAAGGCUGGUGAUGGUGAUUUGGUGCAAACGGAUCUGGCGUAUGAGGCCACUGUGGAGGCCUGGUGGGAAGAUUACGUGGUGCCAGAACUUGAGCGGGAACGUCAACGGGCACUGCUGCCGCCCUAG